Messenger RNA from Ciona intestinalis (vase tunicate), 1318 nucleotides. Lineage: Eukaryota; Metazoa; Chordata; Ascidiacea; Phlebobranchia; Cionidae. The record is from RefSeq and is a predicted model, not a curated record.
CAGUUUCAUUGCAUAAAACCAAUCCAGGAAAAUGCAACUUCGUAUCUUACUUUGUUUUAUCGUUGCUACUGUGGCCGCAAGGCGCACCUACCACGGUGACCAAGUUCUUCGUAUUACUCCAGUACGUGAAGACCAAAUCACUACCAUUGAACACCUUUCUACAAUCUAUGACUUGGACUUCUGGAGUGAUGUCCGUGGCAUGAACCGACCAAUUGACAUUCAUGUUUCCGCCAAAGACAUCACCGCUUUCAAAGUUGCUCUGACUAGGUUCAGAGUUGACUACAGCAUCUUUAUUGAAGAUCUCCAAGCUGCCGUAGAAGCCGAACGUGGACCACACCGUCCAACCAGCAGAGACCUUGCUUCAUUCGACUACGAGGUCUACCACACAUAUGAAGAGAUCCAACAAUGGAUCGACGACUUCGCAACAGCUUACUCCAGCCUGGCAACAGCAGAUGUUGUUGGUACUUCAUUUGAAGGACGACAAUUUAAAGCUCUAACGAUCAGCAGUGGACCAGGAAAGCCAAAAUUCGUGAUUAACUGUGGAAUCCACGCCAGAGAAUGGGUUACUCCAGCUACUUGUAUGUAUUCAGCUCAAUGGCUUGUCGACUCCCCACCAAGUGUGUUGCAAGAUGUUGACUUCGUUUUCAUCCCAUCUUCCAACCCAGACGGUUACGCCUACACCUGGACAAAUGACCGUAUGUGGAGAAAGACAAGAAGCACACACGGCGGGUUUUGCGUAGGUGUUGACCCCAACAGGAACUGGGAUGCUAACCAUUGCGGACCUGGCUCAAGUACCAGUCCAUGCAGUGAUACCUACUGUGGCCCAGCACCUUUCUCAGAGCCAUGUACUUUAGCCCAGAAGAACUUUGUUGAGGGUCUUACUGACGUCAAAAUGUACGUUGAUGUUCACUCAUACAGUCAAUUGUGGAUGUUCCCAUACGGUUACACCACCAGCAAACCAGCAAACUUCCUUACCAUGAACUCUAUCGCACAAGACAGCGUUGCUGCAAUCCAAGCAACACAUGGUAUGAUUUACGAAGCUGGACAAAUCUCCACAACUAUCUACGUCGCAUCAGGCAGCACAGCUGACUAUUUCUACGAUGGUAGUGGAAUCAAAUGUACAUUCGCUACAGAACUUCGUGAUACUGGAAGAUACGGCUUCGUUCUCCCAGAAAGACUUAUCAGGCCAACAGCCGAGGAAAGCUACCAGGCAUUCUUGGUCAUGGCUCAAGCUGUUGCCAGCGGACAGUGCAACUAAAUAUCACUGAUAAUGCAAAACGUAAUGUAAUUGGGAAAAUAAAAUAAAUCAACUCAUACA